This is a messenger RNA of Psylliodes chrysocephalus, 409 nucleotides long. Lineage: Eukaryota; Metazoa; Arthropoda; Insecta; Coleoptera; Chrysomelidae. The record is from the annotation of a GenBank genome assembly.
CAUUCUUUGUAUAGUGUAUGUGUUUGUGUAAGUAGGUAAUUUAGUUCGUCUCUUUUCUAUUUAAUUAAAAAUGACUGGACGUGGUAAAGGAGGAAAGGGUCUUGGAAAAGGUGGCGCAAAACGUCAUCGUAAAGUACUAAGAGAUAACAUUCAAGGUAUUACUAAACCAGCAAUCAGAAGAUUAGCAAGACGCGGAGGUGUCAAACGUCUUAUAUAUGAAGAAACUAGAGGUGUGUUAAAGGUAUUUUUGGAAAACGUUAUUAGGGACGCCGUUACGUACACUGAACACGCCAAAAGAAAAACUGUAACAGCUAUGGACGUAGUAUACGCAUUAAAACGUCAAGGACGUACUCUAUACGGGUUUGGAGGUUAAUUAAAUAUCGAAUCAUUCAAUCAAACAAACAUAUUA